AUGGAGGCAUCUGGCGCCUCCCGUUCCUUCCUCUCCCUCCCCGGCGAGCAGGCGAGCCGGCUCCGGAUCUCGCCCUCGCCGCAGUGGCCGUCGGGGCGACCGCCUCACCGGCUCCCUCUGCGCCAGGCCGGCGGGCGAGGAGCUGCGGCCUCCUCACCUGCGCCGGGCCGAGGAGCUGCGCCGGCCGGUGUGGGCGUGGAGUGGGGCAAGCCUCCCCUGCUCCAAGGGGCGCGGGGCGAGCGGAUCCCGGCCGCGGUGGCAGAGGCCCCCGUGGGCGCGUGGCGGCUGCGGUGGCGUGCAGAGGCCCCUGCGGCCUGGUCCCGCCCCGCCCCCGCCCCCGCCGGCCGCCCGCUGACGCCUCCGCCCCGCCCGUCUCCCGCGGCGCUUCCACCCCCGACGGUCCGCCGCCCCUGCCCCGCCGGUGCCGUCGCCCCCGCCACGCCACGGAUACCCCACGGCCCGUCGACGCCCCCGCAGCCCCGCCCCCACCGCGCCGCCGACACCCAGCCCCCGGCCCCGCCACCGACGCCCCCGCGGCCCGCCCUCACCGCGCCGCCGACGCCCCGCCCUUUGAUUACAGUUACAGCUCAAUUUGAUGCGCUGCCGCUGGCAUGGGCAGAGCAUGCUAGCUUCAUGUGUGUUGAUGCUCAAAUGCUGGCGACUAACGAGUGGUGA
This is a messenger RNA of Panicum virgatum (switchgrass), 675 nucleotides long. RefSeq names its product leucine-rich repeat extensin-like protein 3. The transcript has 2 exons. The record is from RefSeq and is a predicted model, not a curated record. Lineage: Eukaryota; Viridiplantae; Streptophyta; Magnoliopsida; Poales; Poaceae. The coding region runs from base 1 to 675 and encodes 224 amino acids.